Messenger RNA from Cyprinodon tularosa, 5037 nucleotides. RefSeq names its product sema domain, seven thrombospondin repeats (type 1 and type 1-like), transmembrane domain (TM) and short cytoplasmic domain, (semaphorin) 5Ba (gene sema5ba). The transcript is spliced from 23 exons. NCBI's taxonomy places the organism in Eukaryota, Metazoa, Chordata, Actinopteri, Cyprinodontiformes, Cyprinodontidae. Gene Ontology annotation, biological process: negative regulation of axon extension involved in axon guidance; neural crest cell migration; positive regulation of cell migration. The record is from RefSeq and is a predicted model, not a curated record. Gene Ontology annotation, molecular function: semaphorin receptor binding; chemorepellent activity. Bases 282 to 3593 code for a protein of 1103 amino acids.
GUAGCCGGCUGCAGGUCUGUGGGAGAGGAGCGCCUAUAGCUGAGGAAACAACACAUCACCUGGCUUUAUACUCUGCCUCCGGUUCACACAAGUGCGAGAUUAUUUUUCUUUUUUUUUAAACCCCAGGCUGGCAUUUUCAUCAUCCAUAGGAUUACAAUCCACAUCAGAGAAUCAAUCUGAAAAGGACAGACGGCCCUCUCAGCCCCGUCCCCACACUCCAGUGAUGCUUAGCUGCUUUUUCCCAGAGGCCCACCUUGGCAGUUAGAGGAGAGGUCAUCACCAUGACAGCGUCCUCACAGGACUCCAACCCCUCGUUUGUGGCUGGCCUCUUCCUCCUCCUCCUCCUCCCAGCUGUUUACACCCAGAAAUCGGCUUUCCCAACAACCCCAAGCACGCCUUUGUUUGACCCACUGACCCAACCAGAGUGUACGAAGAAAGAACAUCCAAAGGUUUCCAUCCAAGCUCUUACCCACUGGAUCUCUACCUUCUCCCAACCUGGUGUGAGAGACUACUCGCUGCUCACCCUUGACCUGACUAGGGAUGAGCUUAUUGUUGGUGCCAGGAACUAUAUUUUCAGACUGGAUCUCCGUAACCUUUCCCUAAUACAGGCGACAGAGUGGGCACCGGACGAAGAAACCAGGAAGUCAUGUCAGAGCAAAGGCAAAACAGAGAUGGAAUGCCAGAACUACAUCAGAGUCCUGCUGGUGAACAAGACUGAGGUUAUGACCUGUGGCACUAAUGCUUUCCAGCCACUAUGUAUCACCAGAGAGGUGGGAAACAUCAGCAGAGUGCUGGAGCGUGUGAACGGCGUGGCGCGUUGCCCGUAUGACCCUCGUCACAACUCCACGGCCGUGGUAACAGAAAGCGGAGAGCUUUACGCUGCCACUGUCAUUGACUUCUCAGGACGCGACCCGGUCAUUUACAGGAGUCUUGGCGGCAUGCCUCCGCUGCGCACAGCCCAGUACAACUCCAAAUGGCUCAAUGAGCCCCACUUUAUCUCAGCCUACGACAUCGGCCUUUUUACCUUCUUCUUCCUGAGGGAGAACGCGGUGGAACAUGACUGCGGCAAGACAGUCUAUUCCCGCGUGGCUAGAGUCUGCAAGAACGACAUCGGCGGGCGGUUCCUCCUGGAGGACACCUGGACCACGUUCAUGAAGGCUAGGCUCAACUGCUCGCGCUCUGGAGAGAUCCCUUUCUACUACAAUGAGCUUCAGAGCACUUUCUACCUACCUGAGCAAGAUCUCAUCUACGGCAUCUUCACCACCAAUGUCAACAGCAUUGCAGCCUCUGCAGUGUGUGCCUUCAACCUGAGCGCCAUCACCCAAGCCUUCAAUGGGCCCUUCCGCUCCCAGGAGAAUCCCCGCUCCACCUGGCUUCCCACACCCAACCCCAUCCACAACUUUCAGUGUGGUACCAUAAAUGACAAAGGCCCCAAUGAGGGUUUGACUGAGCGCAGCCUCCAGGACGCACAGCGGCUUUACCUGAUGAACGACGUUGUCCAGCCUGAGUCUGUCGAUCCUCUGGUCAUGCAAGAUGAUGUCCGCUUUUCAAACCUUGUUGUGGACAUUGUUCAAGGAAUGGACACUCUUUACCACGUUAUGUACAUCAGCACAGAAUACGGCACCAUCCUGAAGGCUCUUGCAACGCCUAACAAAAACCUGCAGGGUUGUUACCUGGAGGAGAUGGAGCUCCAGCCAACUGGUGUCCGGGAACCCAUCCUGAGCCUACAGAUCCUGCACAGCGACAGGUCACUCUUUGUUGGCCUCAAAGACAAAGUCCUGAAGAUCCCCCUUGAGAGAUGUUCCUCCUAUGAAACUGAGACACUUUGCUUGGAGGCCAGGGACCCUUACUGCGGCUGGGACUUCAGGCAACGCAAAUGCACCACGCUGGAGGAAAGCUCCAACAUGAGCCAGUGGAAACAAAACAUCACUGUCUGUCCGCUGCGUAACCAGACCACUGAUGGUGGCUUUGGACCCUGGACUUCAUGGCACCCCUGUAACAAUGAUGAUCCACUGGAUGGUGUGAGCUCCUGUUUGUGUCGCUCCAGAUCUUGUGACAGUCCCGCUCCUCGGUGUGGAGGCAAAAACUGUGACGGCCCAACUAUUGAAGUCUCAAAUUGCUCAAGGAAUGGAGGCUGGACACCCUGGUCGUCGUGGGGACAGUGCAGCACAACCUGUGGUACAGGCUUUGAGAUGCGCCAGCGUACCUGUAACAACCCCUCACCCCGACAUGGCGGGAGAGUGUGCGUGGGGCCCAGCAGGGAUGAACGGUUCUGCAAUGAGGGCGUAUCGUGUCCUCAGCCUAUUUUUUGGACUCCAUGGGGCUCUUGGACUAAGUGCAGUACAGAGUGCGGUGGAGGUGUCCAUUCCAGGGUCAGGUCCUGUGAGAACGGCAACACCUGUCCCGGAUGUGCACUGGAGUACAAGGCUUGUAACCUGGAGGCCUGUCCAGAGGUAAAGAGGAACACUCCUUGGACCCCCUGGAUGCCUGUCAAUGUGACCCAAGGUGGAGCUCGUCAGGAGCAAAGGAUGCGCUACAUGUGCAGGGCCCACUUGGCCGAUCCUCACGAGCUGCAAAUCGGACGGAGGAAAGUAGAGACGCGCUACUGUCCGAAUGAUGGAACGGUGGUCUGUGAGACGGAUAGCCUUGUGGAAGAGCUGUUGAAAGCCCCAGUGGUAAAAAUGGCCGGGAUGAGCUGGUCAUCGUGGGAGAGCUGGUCAAGCUGCUCUCAGAGCUGUGCCAAAGGUUACCGCACCCGUCGGCGAACCUGUUCCGGACCAGAGGGGAAGAGCGCCCCAGUGGCGUGCCGAGGCUCUCCUGUGGAAUACCAAGACUGUAACGUACAGGCAUGUCCGGUGAAAGGUGCGUGGUCCUGCUGGUCUUCCUGGUCGCAGUGCUCAGUGGGCUGCGGUAGUGGUCACUACCAGAGGACACGGUCCUGCAACAGCCCUGCCCCUGCAAACGGAGGAGACAUUUGCAUAGGCCUGCACACAGAGGAGGCCCUGUGUAACACGCACACAUGUGAUGGUGGAUGGAUGGCCUGGUCUCUGUGGUCAGCCUGUGACGACUCAGGCUUUCAAACCAGGAGUCGGGUGUGUGGCGCUCAGGGCAACACCCCCUGCCUGGGGAACAGCACUCAGCGCAGAGACUGCAAUGAAAUACCAGUCAUUCUUCCAGCAUCUGGUUUUGAUAAGGACCAACAAUGUGGAGCUUUCACCUCCAUCCACCUAAUUGCCACGGGCGUUUCCUGUUUCCUCGGGGCCGGGCUGCUGUCCUUCCUGAUCUACGUUUAUUGUCAACGAUUCCACAAACCCUCGCAAGAGUCUGCCGUCAUUCAUCCAACCACCCCGAACCAUCUCAACUACAAAGGCAACACCACACCAAAGAACGAAAAGUACACACCCAUGGAGUUUAAGACACUGAACAAAAACAACCUGCUGCCAGAUGAGAGAUCUAACUUCUACCCGACGCCACUCCAGCAGACCAACGUCUACACAACCACCUACUACCCCACACCGCUUGGUAAAUUUGACUACCAGCCCAACUCCUCCCCAUCACCAUGCAGAACCUACAACAACAGUAACAACAGCUGAGACACAACCCACAGCUGAUCCUCCAUCCCCGCCCCCGCCCCAAAUGGACACCGGUACCACGGUGACAUAAGUGAACCAAUGUGAACUGAAAUGUUAUUCAGAGCUUGGCAGUGUUUCUCUGCUCACCGUCACCUCCCGGCUCCCAUAGUCUCUUCUGCCUGGCUGGGGUUUGUGUUUUCAGCUUUCCAUCAAGAGACGCGGAUUUGGACAACAAAGCCUGUGUCCUGGUUAAAAACAAGAACUUAUGCAACCCGUUUGGGGGGUUUGUUUUUGGAAGAAAUCCGUAGGGAUGUAGCUGUGUCAACCCAGCGUUUCAUGUGGGGAAUGACUGAACAGAAAUCCAACAGAGGCCAAUUCUGGCUUUGAGGGGAUUGUUGUUACUACUACAGUGCAGGUGACGGUCGAGGGUCUCCAUCUGCAAAGACUGACAUGAUGAAAUAAACAUUUUUAAGGGGUUCACGUUACCAUUUUUUUGCCUCUCCAUUACAAACAACAUUCUCGACCCAUAAUGGACUUAAAAGCAGUUUCAGAGAACAAAGGGCACAUGUGUUCACGUCUCUACCGCACAGCACAGAGCGAGGGAACAGCAACAAAGGAGAAAACUGAAUGAAGUUGAUGACAAAAUAAAUUACAGAUCAAUAUCAGCUAGGUUGUAUGGGAGGGGAAAUGCACGCCCCCCUUUGUUGGUAUUCCACAUGACGGGAAAGAUAAGUUUGAAGUAGAUUAAGCUUUUGUGUGGCUGUUUGGGGAAAGAGAGUCACAUCAAGCACCGUCACCCUCAGCUGGAGAGAAUUAUUGUCUAAAUCUGCUUUUGAUCAAAGUCUCGAUUCUUUUGGAGGACAAGGACGUGCUCAUAAGGUCAAAGCUGGGAACGUUCGUAGGGGACAUGGGAAACUGUAAAAGCUUUGGGAAUGCCGUGGGUGCCUGAACACAACAGAGAGGGGGUGAUACCUGUUCCCAUUUAUGUUUCUUCUUUUUUGAUUUAUCCAAGAACAAUAAGGACUCUUGGAGAAGAGAAUUGACUGAUUCUCCAAUAAAAUCUCCACUGAAUGAAUGCAAUUCUACUGAGUGCUGAGUAGCUCAGUGGUCAUAUCAAAUAUGGCCGGUGUGCUAAAGAACUGGAUGGAGGUUUUCUAUGAUGGUAGAAUAAGCUAGCAGACUGGCACUUGUUUUGUUUUUUUCUUGUUUUUUUUUUUUUUCUAAAUGUUACGUUUUCCAAACGGUUUUAUGUUCACGAUGAGCUGUAGCAUAGAAGGAAAUAUUUUGUUAAAUAAGAAUAUCACUGAUUAAUAACUCUUGUUUCUAUAAUUUCAUUUUCAUAACAAAUGGAUCGUCAAUACGUGAAAUGUUACAAAAAUAAAACGCUCAAUUUUAAAGUCUCUUUUUCGCUUCUUUUUAUAUAAAUACUUACAAAACCAACCCCCUCCACGCCCUUCUUCAAAAU